GCCUGACACCGCCGCAGCCGUGGUGGUUCACGCAGCAUUUAACACCGCGGGCUCCCGAAAGAAACCCGAGACGGUUCUCCUGGGUAAAAUCGGGGUGUUGGCAGGGCUGGUUUCUCCUGGACGUUCUGGGCUUCGGUGGUGACACCUCUUGUGAGUGAGGUGUUGCGUCUCCCUUUAUCAGGGGCCCUGUGACUACAUUUAGGGCCCACUCCCAUAACGGAGGAGAAUCUCCCCAUUUUAAUGUAAUUAACUUAUCCUAUCUGCCAUGUUUCUUGUCAUAUCAGGUACUUAAGUCGCAGGCUCCCGUGCAGCUGUGAUGUCUACAGCACGUGGACGCCUUUGGGAGCCACCAUUCAGUCUCCCGCACUGAUGUUUGAUGUCUCUGAGUGAGAAGCAUGCAAAUUGGCAGCUUGUCUGCUCACCAGUGUGUGGGAGGCAGAGGCAGGCGUGGCAGGAGAGGCCGAGAAGCUGUUAAUGUGGGCAAAGUGGUGGCUGCCGUGGAUGUGCAGGGGGGACAGAGCUCUUCGAGGUGCAUGGCUCAGGGAGGCGGAAUGAAGACAAACUCCCACCCGCAGGUGUCAGGGAAGGCGUCCUUUGCUGGGAUCGGCCUCCGCCACAGCUCCAAGCGGGACCGGAAGUCCAUCACCCUGCAUGUGAAGUUGGAGGUGCUUCGGAGGUUUGAGGCAGGUGAGAAGCUGACGCAGAUUGCCCGGGCCCUGGGGCUGGCCACGUCCACCGUUGCCUCCAUCCGUGUCAACAAGGACAAGAUCCGGGCCAAUUCUCAGGCUGCCACGCCCGUCAGUGCCACACAGCUGACCCGCUGCCGGGGGGUGGUGAUGGGCCACAUGGAACGCCUGCUGAGCCUGUGGAUAGAGGAGCAGAAGCAGCAGAACCUGCCCGUCAGCACGCUGCUCAUCCAGGACAAGGCGCGCCGGCUCUUUGCGCAGCUGCAGCGUGAGCAGGGGGGUGGCACCCAGGCCGAGACCUUCGGGGCCAGCAAUGGCUGGUUUGCCCGCUUCAAGGCUCGCCACAACGUACUGCUGACGGAUGAGCCAGCUGUGGCUGACAUCCAGGCCGCGGCCCGAUAUCCUCCUGUGCUGCGCGCCAUUCUGGAGGAGGGUGGCUACUCGCCUCGCCAAGUCUUCAAUGCAGAUGAGACGGGGCUGUUCUGGAAGCGGCUUCCUGAGCGCAUGCUACUGGCACUGGAGGGGGCAAAAGGGGCUGGGCCCAAAGCGUCCAAGGACCACCUGACACUCCUGCUUGGGGGCAAUGCUGCUGGCGACUUCAAGCUGAAGCCUCUGCUGGUGUACCCUUCGGAGAACCCGCGCGCCCUCAAGGGCUACUCCAAGGCCAGCCUGCCCGUGGUCUGGCGCUCCAACCGCAAUGAUUGGCUGACACCUAGCAUCUUCCAGGAGUGGUUCACUGGCUGCUUCUGCCCUGCUGUGGAGAGCUACUGUGCUAGCCACGGCCUCCCGCACCGGGCCCUGCUGCUCCUGGACAGCGCUCCGUGCCACCCUACUCACCUGAGUGGCCUCUCUGCCCACGUGCGCGUCGAGUUCCUGCCCAAGAACACCUCGGCUCUCAUACAGCCUAUGAACCAGGGAAUCAUUGCUGCCUUCAAGGCCCAUUACCUGCGCCGCACCCUUUGUCAGUUAGUCCAGGAGACGACUGGUGCAGACCGGCCUUCUGUGCGGGAGUUCUGGCGCAGUUACACCGUCAUGGCUGCUGUAGACAACAUUGCUGGGGCCUGGGCGGAGCUGCAGCCCGUCACCAUGAACAGUGCCUGGAGGAAGCUGUGGCCGGAGUGUGUGCCCACGGGGGCCCCCGAGCCUGACGCCGUGCCCCAGCUCCGGCGAAGUAUCGUGGCGCUGGCCAGUCACGCGGGCCUAGGGGAGGUGGCUGAGGCUGAUGUUGCCCACCUGCUUCAGGCCCAUGGGGAUCCCCUGCCUGAUGGCACCCCCCAGGAUUCAGAGCAGCGGGACGCCUGUGGCUCUGGGCAGCCCCGGGAAGCAGGAAAAGUCCUGACUUCCAGAAAGCCAGAACCAGAUUUCGCAGAGGCAAGCGUGGGGACAGAGGGAACUGGGGCGGGGGCCCUGAGCCCUGAGCACCUGGCCGAGGCCCUGUCCCACUUUGCCACUGGCCUUCAGAUCUUCACAGAGAAUGACCCCAACCGGGAGCGCAGCCUGCGGGUGUGCCGGGGUGUCAGCGGUGUCAUCGCCCACCUCCGGGAGUUGCACCGGGAGAGGAGGCGGCGGUCACGGGUGACUGUACCUUCGGGAGACUUCGUGAUGGUGGCAGCGAGGGAGUCGGCCGGAAGCCCGCACUUGCUCCAGGAGGGCCCCACAGAGGGUAGACGAGUGGGUAAGGGCACGGGCCCCGAGGGACACACUUCUGUGGCUGUCCUGCAUGAUGUGGGGCGCACACCAGAUCUCAGAUGAGCCUGCGGCCUGUUUUGUUUCUGGAGGACGGACACUCCACUUCUCCCCGAGUUCCCAUCUCACGCCUCGCGGUCUUUGUAUAGUGAUGCACACGGUACCAGGCUUGGGGAACAGGAGGUAGUGUCCCCAGCAGGCAGAUAAGGUGUGGGAACCCAGGAGUGUCCACCCACCUGCGGCACAGAAGUUGCUGAGUAGCUUACCAGAUGGGCUUCCAGGUGGCGGGAGGCCAGGACUCAGACCAGCUUCUGUUGGCCAACUGACCUGUCGCUGCUUGGAACCAUCCUUUUCUCAGGGCUCAGUGGCCUCCUGAGGGUUGGUUUCUCCGCACAUCUGCUGUACCCCAUCUUCUCCCAGAGGCUAGACACUGUGGUUAUUUCCCUCAUUCUAGCUGUUCCUCUGUCGCUCAAACUAACAUCUGGCACCCUGGGGUGUCCACCUGAUUGCACUACGUGGGUCCCUCCUAUGGAAAGGGAAGGUGUUAACACUGCUCCCAACGGCUUCCUAAACACCUUUCAACCAACAUACAUGCCUGGGUGUCACUGUGCAUACGUGCGCACACACGCACAUACCAAGAAAUAAAAGAUGGGUGAAAGGACUCGCGCCCCGUGUCCUGGCUACACCAGUGACUGUCCUGCUGGCCGAACAUCACCGGCUGGGGGCUAGGUGGGGGCUGGAGGGACAAAGGCCAGUCCCGGGGCAGCGGUCAGCGGGAUGGCCCAGGGAAGGGGCAUUGCCCAGGACACAGACUCGGUACUUUUCGUGUGCUCAGCGUGGGGUGCCCGCACCCGUCGGGGGAUGCCGGCGAGGGGGCCGGUGCGCGCAGGGACUGCUCGUGUCCGGAGGCGUUGUCCUGGCGCACGACUAAGAAACAGGCACGCCGGGGAUGCCGGGUCUCAGUGGGUC
Messenger RNA from Talpa occidentalis (Iberian mole), 3341 nucleotides. RefSeq names its product tigger transposable element-derived protein 1-like. The record is from RefSeq and is a predicted model, not a curated record. Gene Ontology annotation, molecular function: DNA binding. Gene Ontology annotation, cellular component: nucleus. NCBI's taxonomy places the organism in Eukaryota, Metazoa, Chordata, Mammalia, Eulipotyphla, Talpidae. The coding region runs from base 396 to 2438 and encodes 680 amino acids. The transcript has 2 exons.